Laccaria bicolor S238N-H82 is the source of this 1377-nucleotide messenger RNA. RefSeq lists its product as uncharacterized. The record is from RefSeq and is a predicted model, not a curated record. The transcript is spliced from 6 exons. Bases 1 to 1377 code for a protein of 458 amino acids. NCBI's taxonomy places the organism in Eukaryota, Fungi, Basidiomycota, Agaricomycetes, Agaricales, Hydnangiaceae.
AUGUGCAUUGAUCAGCGAUCACUUACAGAUAUCAUAUGGAGCUGCUUUACCACUAUCUUCGCUUGCACUUGGCUGUCAGUACACCCCAACAUGCCAGGUCCUGAUGAAAAGUGUUGGAAGACUGUCCUUCGGAGACUUGAAUUAAUGCUCUGGUCUCUUAUCUGCCCUGAGAUGAUCAUCUGUUGGGCUUGCAGGCAAUGGUUUGCUGCACGGAGCUUGUGUGAUGAAUAUGGUGGGUUGGGAUGGACAAAAACACAUGGUUACUUUCUACAGAUGGGGGGAUUUAUGCUCAUGGAUGGAGACGAAAUGGUGGGCGUUCUCACGCCUGAGAUGUUCCGUGACCUGCUUCAGGACGGCAUGAUUGCCUUCCCCUCGAUUACAGAGGAAGAAAUUGAAGACAGGAGCAAGGCUGACGGCCUGGCCAAGGGAAUAGCGGUUUUGCAAACCGUAUGGUUCAUCGCCCAGUGCAUUAGUCGAAAAGCGCAGGGACUGAUCACCACUGAAGUCGAACUAAUCACGCUGGCUUUCGCUGCCCUCAAUGGAAUAUUAUAUUUCUUGUGGUGGAACAAACCUCUCGACGUCAAGUGUUGCGUGCCAGUUCCCUACGAAGAUUGCGAGCCUGUGAUGAUUCCCUCCUAUACUAAGCCUAAAAGGUUGACUUGGCGAAUCUUUGGCAUGUUUUUCAAAUCUCCUGGCCCGGAGGAAUCUACAGCUCGUGAAACCGCCAAGGUUCCUCACUCUAACCCUAAAAAAUCGACUCAGAUCUUUUCCAGCAUCUUUUCGUGGGGUCAUACGUGGUUUUUGAACUCCCUUGGUCAUUUAACGGGUUGCGCAGCUAUGGACACCAUCACACUUGCCACCACCUGUGCAUUAUUUGUGAAGAAGGCUUUGGUGGAGCUCCUGUUACUUCCAUUCAGAGCGAUCCUGGUGAUUUUGCUCAGGUUCCAGGACUUCCACAGAUGCGAUAUGGUUGAUGAGGAUGCCAUCCGGGUUCCAACAUUUUACGCACCUGCCAACGAUGACCAUGGAUUCUUUAGGGUCCGCAUAACGACCCUGAUCGUUGCGACGAUCUUUGGAGGCAUCCAUUGCGCUGGCUGGAAUUUUCCCUUUCCCUCUCACGCAGAGCUGAUUAUCUGGCGUGUAUCCUCUUUAAUCAUUGUCAUUGUUCCGUGGACUUUUGUGCCUCUACUUGUGACGGGGUUUAUGGGGAUAGAUACAAUUGCCACCAAAGUUUACACCAUGGUGUCCUACUCUGGCGCUGUGAUUUAUGUUCUCGCACGGCUCACCCUCUUUGUCGAAGCUUUGACCGCCCUGAGGCAUCUUCCCCCGGGGGCAUACGCUGUAGUCGAGUGGACCGCCCUUUUACUCCACAUGUGA